This is a messenger RNA of Ostrea edulis (European flat oyster), 3711 nucleotides long. RefSeq names its product trafficking protein particle complex subunit 11-like. Lineage: Eukaryota; Metazoa; Mollusca; Bivalvia; Ostreida; Ostreidae. The transcript has 29 exons. The record is from RefSeq and is a predicted model, not a curated record. Bases 115 to 3480 code for a protein of 1121 amino acids.
GGUAUAAAUAUAAAUUAACUUCCGGUCAAAGUGACAGGAUGGUUGCAACCUGAAAAUCAAUAAAUCAAGAGAAACAGAAGAAAGUUCGCUGUUAUUGGGAUCAUCUAUUUAGCCAUGUCAUGGGCGAGUGAACUUCCUACUGAGCUCCAGCGCCGGCCCACAGGACUUGUAGGGUUGACUGGGCUGGAUGUCACAUACAAUGCCAUACACAAGUUGAUUUGGGACUCGUUUUACAAUAAUCGUAGACCGGAUCGCGUGCCACUGCAGUUCAAAGUGUUCCCAGGGGAUCACGAGUAUCCAAAAUGUAGGACAAACAAGAGACAGUCAUAUGAGUGGUACAUACCAAAGGGGAUACUGAAGACCGGCUGGAUGAACAAGCACCUGACCUUAGUUCCUGCUGUUGUGGUUGUCUUCUUUGACCUUGACUGGGAUGAGCCCCUGUGGAAGGAGAAGCAGAUGGAGUGUGCGACCAGAGUGGAGAUUGUCAGGAACAGUUUACAGGGCCGAGGGACUAAGGUGGCAGUGGUCCUGAUCCAAAAGAAUGCUCCCCUCCCACCUGGGGAGGACAUGGUCGCGGCUGAGCGAGCAGCAUCCCUGUGUAGUGCCUGUGAUUUGUCAGCCAAGCAGCUGUAUGUGUUACCACACACAGACCAUCUGAUAGGAUACACAAUAAGGCUGGAGAAUGCCUUUUAUGAGCUUGCUCAGAGUUAUUACCAUGGUGAGGCUCGUAAAGUGAAAUCUCACAGAGACUUCCUGAACAAAACCACGCACCAGCUCCUGUUCGUCAGACAUCAGUAUAAAAUUGCAUUCUUCAAUGAGUUAAAGCAGGACAGCCACACAGCACUGAAACAUUACAAACAGGCCUAUGGACACCUAUUAGAUCUCAGAAUGCAUGACACAAACUUACUGGAGAUUAAGACUAUUGCAGGCUUCAUCAGUUAUAAGAUUUGCAGACUCUCCUUCCAGCACACCGCCCCACUAGAUGCCAUUGCACAGUUCAGGAAGCACAUAGAUUUCUUCAAGUCUCGAGUGGGGAGUCCAGAUCUCGCUUUUGAACACAGUGCUUGGAUGUCUAAACAAUUUCAGGUGUUUGGCGACCUUUUUGAUGAGGCGAUUAAGCUAGGAUUAACAGCAAUACAGACACAGCAUCCCGGGUUUUAUUAUCAACAGGCGGCCAACCAUUCCAUCAACAGGAAACAGCUGUGUCGGGGUCUCUGUAAGCCCUUGACCCAGGUGUUUCAGCCCGACCCCCUGGAAAGCCUUAAUCACCUGGACUUCUAUGGACAGCGACCUUGGAGACAGGGUCAUCAAAGCAUUGAGCCUCCAGACAUUCAGAAAGAAAAGGAAGGAAUUCUUGCACUCCAGAGUUUGGAAGUCAAAGUAGACCACUCGUGGCUGACGAUUCCGUUACUCAGCAAUGCAGUGGCACAGUUCAAAAAGUACAAGUCUCCCCGAAUGAAGCGAUACCUAAUGGUUCAAAUGGGGGAAGAGUAUUAUCAUGCCAAGGAUUACAAUAAGGCUCUCAUGUUGUUGAACAAGGUGACAUGGGACUACCGUGGGGAGCGCUGGUGGCCACUCCUAACCUCAAUCUUGGACACCUCCCUGAAGUGUGCCUAUCUGACCGCUAAACUCCAGGACUACGUGUCAGUCUGUCUAGAAAUGGCUGGGCCCUAUGUCCGACUGAGUGAGGAAGAGAAGACGAGAAUCCAGAUGAACCUGACCCGAGUGUUGACAAAUGACCCACCAGAGCCGGAGCCAGGCUUAGACUCGGGAUGUGUUGAGAAUGCUCGUCGUUUGUGGCAGACGUCAUCUGAGUCACCGUGUGUCUUCACUAUGGACGUUCAGACCAUUGUACCAUUUGUGGAGUGUAAGGGGGUAUUUACUGCUGAGACAUUCGCUGCUGACCGGGAAGUGGAACUGCAGAUCUACAUUAGAACAAACUGUCAGUUUCCCAUCCGUUUUUCUAAACUUUCCGUUCAGCUGAACAACCAGAUUUACAAUGACUACUGCAAGGUGGUAGAUGGACAUGGAAUUUCUGCCGUGUCGGAUGGGGAUUUCACCGACAAAGACUUGUACCUGGUUCCUGGGAAAACUAAACUCUACACCUUUUCAUUUCUACCUGUUAAAGAUGACAUCAACUCUCAGAUCGAGGUGACAUCCAUGGUUUUAGAGCUGGGAUCAGAGACAAAGAAGUGUGCCCUGCUAAGGUGGAUGGGAGGGGGAGGGGAUGCAUUAGUCACUCCAUUUACCUCACCCCCGGUGACGAGCAGACCCCCCGUGAAGGCGACGGGGGAUAUACACUGGGACAGUGUGGGAGUGCGGUCCAAAACCAGGGUUUUGCCAAGGACUGCUAUGGUUGACCUUGACCUAAUUCAUCAGUCACCAUGUCUGUUGAAUGAGUUCUACUGCUUAUCGCUGAAUGUAAACAAUAAAGAGGAGGUCAAAAUUCAUAAUGUCAGGUUGUCAUUUGGCGUAAAGGAAGACACGUCUAGCAAUGUUGCCGAUCAGACAAUACACAUGUGUUUGGAUAAGCCAGAAUUUGACGGUAAAACUAUCAACAGAAUUAACAGUAUCGACAUAGGAACCAUUCCUAAAGGUGGACAGAGUACGAAAAAGCUUUACAUUAAAAAUCUACAGAUCGGAGCAAGGAAUGUGUUUUUUAAGGUCGAGUAUGACGUCUCCAUAGAAACCAAACAAGGCGCUGUGACCUGUUCCUGUCAGAAGGAGGAGGAGCUAUCUCUGAACACUGUGAAUCCUUUCGAAGUUUCCGUCAAGCUUCUCUCCAUGAAGUUUGAGGCUUUAGAUACAGUGCAAAUACAAGAGCCGUUUUUAUUAAGUCCUGAACUGAACUGUACCUCACCCUGGACAAUAGAGAUGUCAUCCAGCAGCCUCAAUAUGUCAUCCAAUGUGUGUCAUGUUGAUAAAGUUGUACAGUCACAGCUACAAGGAGUGACCUUGAAUAAAUCAGAAUGUGCAUCCGAGUGUAUCUGUUUAAAGGCCAUAAACUCCACACCGAUCCCUGUAUCCAUAGGAACAUAUUCCGUGUCAUGGAGACGGAAAACGGAUGAGAGCUCUCCCUAUGUAGACACGGUGUUCCCACUGCCCACAGUCAAUACAGAGUACAUUCCCCUGUCUGUCCAGUUACGUCUUCCGGCCUUCGGUGGCGUCAAGUCACUACUGCCGUUAUCUUACGUACUCUGCAAUCGCACGCCCUAUCCACAGGAACUGGAAGUUACCAUGGAUACCAAUGACUGCUUCAUGUUCUCAGGAAACAAGCAGUUUCAUUUCCGUGUGCUGCCUGGUGAGCCGUAUGAACUCAAGUACAACUUGUUUCCUCUGGUGGCAGGUCAUGUAAAUUUACCCAAACUGAACUUCACCCUGCUACGAUACCCAGAUCCAAUCGACGCCAUUCUACAGAAAAUGCUCCCUACCCAUAUAUUCAUUAAGCCCUGUGGAAAGGUGUUGUCUCAAGGAACCUGAUGAGCUACAAACCUCUAACAUUUAAUGUGUGUACUAAGUUUUGUCUCAAGGAACCUGAUGAGCUACAGACCCCUGGAAGAUUUAAUGUGUACUAAGUGGUGUCGCUCUUUGUUACUGAGCCGGAGUCUGAGUUAACAGACACUACUGACCAUGUCGUAUGUGAUUCUUCUGGAAGGAAUAUGUAUUUUUUUUUUAUUGCUUUGUUUUGCAUUAAAAUAUGUCUAAACAACA